This is a messenger RNA of Pteronotus mesoamericanus, 1346 nucleotides long. Its product is annotated as carcinoembryonic antigen-related cell adhesion molecule 21-like. The coding region runs from base 151 to 1167 and encodes 338 amino acids. Lineage: Eukaryota; Metazoa; Chordata; Mammalia; Chiroptera; Mormoopidae. Gene Ontology annotation, cellular component: plasma membrane; cell surface. The transcript has 8 exons. The record is from RefSeq and is a predicted model, not a curated record. Gene Ontology annotation, biological process: regulation of immune system process; signal transduction. Gene Ontology annotation, molecular function: protein tyrosine kinase binding.
CCCACAUGAUCAAGGAAGUGAUCUUGACACAGAAGGAGGCUCAGCACAAAGAGAUUGACAGAGAUCCCAGAGGUCGGAACCUCAGUGCCUGUGAGCAUUUCUGGAUCCAAGCUCUUCUGUGAGUGGGGGACAGAGCAGGCAGCAGACUCCAUGGAGGCCCCCUCAGCCCCUGCUCCAAGAAGACUUGUGUUGCAGCAGGAGCUCCUGCUGGCAGUCUCACUGUUAACUUUCUGGAUCCUGCCCCCCACUGCCCAACUCACUAUUGAAUCAAUGCCGCCCGAUGCUGCCGAAGGGGAGGAUGUGCUCCUCCUUGUGCACAGUCUGCCUGCGAACCUUCUAAGCUAUUCUUGGUACAAAGGGGAGAGUGUGGACAGCAACCAUCAAAUUGCAUCAUAUAUAAUACACUUAAAAAUAAUGAUCUCCGGGCCUGCAUACAGCUAUCAAGAAACUCUAUACCCCAAUGGAUCCCUGCUGUUCCAGAACGUCACCCUGAAGGAUACAGGAUACUACACUGUACAAGCCAUAAUGAAAGAUUUGCAGACUGAAGUAGCAACUGCACGGCUCUGUGUGUACCAGCCCGUGGGGAAGCCCUCCGUCCGAGCCAGCAACACCACCGUCACAGAGCAUAAGGACACCGUGGUCCUGUCCUGUCUCACAAAUGACACUGGGAUCUCCACCAGGUGGUUCUCCAAUGACUGGAGUCUCCUACUCACAGAGAGGAUGAAGCUGUCCCAGGACAACAGCACCCUCACCAUAGGGCCCAUCAGGAGGGAGGACGCUGGGGGUUAUCAGUGUGAGGUCUCCAACCCCAUCAGCUCCAGCAAAAGUGAGCCCCUCAGGCUGCAUGUGCAUUCAGAUGAAAACUACUCGGGCUACCCCGUGGGGACCAUCGCUGGCAUCGUCAUUGGGGUCCUCGUCGUGGCGGCGCUGGGGACCUCCCUGGGGUGCUUCCUGUGCCUCCGGAGGACUAGGAGGGCCAGUGACCCACGAGGCCGCAGAGAGCACCGACCCCCAGCAUCCACCCCUGGCCAGGGUCCUUCUGGAGCCUCCGCCUCCCCGGGUCCCCUCGACUCCCCCAGGACAGCCUGCCCCAUCUAUGAGGACUUGCUGAGCCCGAGCACAGACGUGUACUGCCAGAUCCACCCGAGAGCAAACGGGGCCCCUUAGUUCCCUGGGGACCUGCUCCUCCCACCCAGGGCUGUGGGGAGGAGACCUGAGACCCCCGACCCUGAGGCCUGUGGGGGGUCAGGAACUGGAGCCCGAGCCAGAGAACCAGCUCUGAGUCCUGGGGAUAUUCGGGGACCUGGGCCCAAGGUCGGGGUCCCUUCUGAUCACUGACAACCCUG